Molecule: messenger RNA, 1041 nt
Organism: Acaulospora morrowiae
Lineage: Eukaryota; Fungi; Glomeromycota; Glomeromycetes; Diversisporales; Acaulosporaceae
Source: the annotation of a GenBank genome assembly
AUGACUUCAGAAGUUAACUGCGAAAAAAAUUUACAAACAAAUUACGAAUUCAAGUCUACACCUAGUUCGUCCACUGAAAUCAUAAACACGGAGUCGUUACCGAUUCCAUAUGUACUUAUUGACAAUCGAUUUCUGAAUACGAAUGCUUUUUUAGAGGACGACGAACUACCCAGCGAGGAUUUGGCUAUUCGUAAGAUCGUUGAAUCUUCUCCAUUUAAACGAAGAAAAAUAACGAAAGGAAAAACGACUCGCGUAAUCGAUUUAAGUGGUCAAGAAUUUUGUAAGGACGAGAGUCUUAAGAUUCCUGGUGAGCCGGUACUUGCCUGUGUAAAUAAGAAAUAUUACCCUGCACAAAUUAUAUGCUACACCGAGCCAGACAAAUAUAGGGUUAGGCUUUGUUAUGGGUGGUUGAGAUGGAUUUCUAGGAAGGAAUUCUACACGAGAUACGAAGAAGAAUUUCAAACAUGUCAGUUGGGUGCAAUUCAUAUGGAGGAUGAUGAAGAUCAGAAUCAUAAUGAUCCUGAACUUAUUAAGAAAGUUCAUAACCUCGAGGGCAAGUUAUAUCAGGUUUUGAUUGGCAUGGAUGAAUCAGCAUGGAGAUAUAAGCAUUUUGUCGAAGGAGGAAAGAAACGACGGCUACUUGCUCAUAAAGUAUCAGCUGGUCCGUACAACAAAAGUGAGUACACUAUGGUUGCGAGGGUUUUGAGAGGUAUGUUUGUUCCAAAGGUUGCAGAAUCAAUCGAUCGAAACAAUGUGAUCUCCUCGCCCAAGAAGAACAGGGAAGUCAAAAUAUUUCUACAAAAUGAUGGAACACAACCAGCAUUUUAUAGGUAUUCAGAGGAAUUAAAACUUCGAUUCGUUAAUGACGUUUUGCUUCCUGAAGCCAUAAUAAGAUUAAUUAUGGAAAAAGAAGAAAUUAAUUAUGAGGCAGCGGAGGAUAAGAUGCUGACGGGAAAUAGUGAGGAGGAAUGGGUGGAGGAUCUCCUGGCCGAAAGAACUAGUUUUCAGGUUGGUAGAGAAAGUUUACGUGAAAAAGCAUAA